AUGACACUGACAGUUAUUAUUAACUUGGUCUUGGCUAGCACCAGAGAUCCAGGAGUUGUUCCAAGGAAUGACAAGUCACAAUUGGAAGAAGUUGGCACCAGUAUUGGGUCAAGAAGCAGGAGGAUUAGUGUUAGUGGUGUUGAGGUGAAGGUCAAGUAUUGUAGGAUUUGCAAGAUAUUCCGACCCCCAAGGAGUUGCCACUGCACUGUUUGUGACAACUGUGUUGAGAAAUUUGACCAUCACUGCCCAUGGAUCAGCCAGUGUAUAGGAUUGCGGAAUUAUCGCUAUUACUUGAUGUUCAUAUUCUCAGAUUUGGUGUUCUUUAUCUAUAUAUUCGCCUUCUCCUCAUGGAGGAUCAGGAGAAAAAUGGUCAACACUGGCUCAGGGGUGUUUGGAGUGAUUCAGAGUGCACCUGAAAUUUUUGCAUUAGCAGUGUUUAGCUUCGUUUCGAUCUGGUUUCUUGGAGGGCUUCUUGUCUUUCAUGCCUAUCUUAUCACUUUAAACCAGACUGCUCGUGAGAAUUUUAAACAACGAUAUGCGAAGUCUCCUAAUCCUUAUGAUAAAGGAAUUUUAGGAAAUCUAAAAGAAGCUCUUUUCACCAGAUUGCCACCUUCCAAAGUCAAUUUCCGAGCAGUUGUUGAACCCAACUGGGGUUCUAUAACAAGAAUACUUACGAAUUCUACUGACGGAGAUGAUGAGGCGUCAAUCAUGAUGCAGCAUGCUUUCAGCAGAAAGGAGGAAUCACCACAAGAGAGCAGUGAGAGCGAACACUUUGAAGAAAUAGAGUUAAAGUGAAUGAACUGUACACUUAUAUCUGUAUAUCAUCCUUUCUUUGUAGUGCAAGUAUGGUCCAUGCGAUGCCUUUACAAACUCACUGUAGUAGUGUGUGUGUGUGUGUGUGUGUGUGUUUUGAGCUACAAUGACAAUGCUAAUGCCUUGCGCAGAGGAUGAGUGCCUGACUUUUGCUGCUGUAUGACAUUAAGAGUCAGAUUUGCAUAUGCUUAAUGUAAUCAAGUUCAACUACUAAUCCUAUAUGAGGUUCUGAUAAUUAGGGAGGGAAGUUAAUCAGUAUUGCAUACAAUUACACUGGACUAUGUAAAUAGAUCUUUAGAGCUAGAGAUGAUCAAGUGGAAUGGAUAUUUUUCAAUUAAGAUCUCUAGCAAAUAAGCUUGUUUAAGCAUCAGGGAGGCAGAUGGUGGAUAUGUAUUUGUUGUGAUUUUACCUCUUAGAUCUGAUUCUGUAUAAUAGGUGUUUUAGAAGUGCAAUUACUUGAUCAUGCUUAUGAGCCGUUUUUGUGGCAUGUCUUGAAUUCUACAUCUCAUACUCUUUAAUUUCAGGGAAGAAAGAGGCAAGGAGGGAGAAAUUUGGGAUAGGGACCAAAAAGGAAGGGUAGAGGAGGACUUCCUAAAGUAUAGACUUGCCGGCCCUCUUCUCCAUGAGUCUCGCCAAGCUCGUGCAACCAUGCAUGAAGAUGGAUCCAUAAAACAAUGAUUCCAACGGUCGUUCCCUGAUCUGUGAGAAUCAAUCGAAUCUAAGGUCUGUCUUGCAAAUAAACAUAAAUUUAUCUGUGUCGAUUUGUAAAUAGGAAUAAUAGAAGGUGCUAAAUACAAUAUAGCAGAAUCUUAUUUGGGA
This is a messenger RNA of Phoenix dactylifera (date palm), 1632 nucleotides long. The record is from RefSeq and is a predicted model, not a curated record. Lineage: Eukaryota; Viridiplantae; Streptophyta; Magnoliopsida; Arecales; Arecaceae.